AUGAGGAAUACUUCGAAACUUGUGGCUAUUUUUGUGAUAAUUUGUGGCGUUCAAUAUGCAAAUGCGGGAGUUUCAGUUGAAGAGAUGAAGAAAGCCGGGAUGUUGGUACGAUCAAUUUGUCAGCCAAAAUUCAACAUUCCCGAUGAUCAAGCUGAUGGCUAUGCUAAAGGAAUCUUCCCCGAUGACAAGAAUUCCAAAUGUUACGUGAACUGCGUCUUUGAGAAUAUGCAGUCAAUGAAGCGUGGAAAGUUCCAAUUUGAAGCCACCAAGAAACAAGUUGAGCUUCUUCUUGAGGGUGAGCUUAGAGAUGCAAAUAUCAAAGCUUUCGAAGCUUGUAAAUCCUGCACAGAUGGCAUAAAGGAUCACUGCGAGGCUGGAUUUUCUCUCCUUCUUUGCCUCCACAAGAAUACCAAACUCUUUGUUUUCCCUUAG
Molecule: messenger RNA, 432 nt
Organism: Lutzomyia longipalpis
Lineage: Eukaryota; Metazoa; Arthropoda; Insecta; Diptera; Psychodidae
Product: general odorant-binding protein 72-like
Exons: 2
Coding region: 1-432 (143 amino acids)
Biological process (GO): olfactory behavior; sensory perception of smell
Cellular component (GO): extracellular region
Molecular function (GO): odorant binding; dibutyl phthalate binding
Source: RefSeq, a predicted model, not a curated record